This is a messenger RNA of Corythoichthys intestinalis (scribbled pipefish), 4344 nucleotides long. It is a transcript of the gene bace1, whose product is annotated as beta-secretase 1. Gene Ontology annotation, molecular function: aspartic-type endopeptidase activity. Gene Ontology annotation, biological process: membrane protein ectodomain proteolysis; amyloid-beta metabolic process. The record is from RefSeq and is a predicted model, not a curated record. Gene Ontology annotation, cellular component: trans-Golgi network; plasma membrane; endosome. The coding region runs from base 1136 to 2710 and encodes 524 amino acids. Lineage: Eukaryota; Metazoa; Chordata; Actinopteri; Syngnathiformes; Syngnathidae. The transcript is spliced from 9 exons.
CAUUUUCUGCAACAAAAAAUUUGUACAUCCGUGGUCACAGACUAAUGUAAACACACAUUGCCUACCUUUGCUAGAAAGAUGGUGUUGCUGUUUGCUAUGGUCAUAAUGUGCAGAUCCUGCAGCCAUCCGCAGUAAAACUGUUCGUAGCUUUGUAGCGAUUUGUGGUUUUGGAAUUGCUGAUGAGUGUAGUAACUUACACCAAACACUAAAUACAGCAUGAUGUCCAUUUCGCGUAGUGGUGGAAGCUUGUCGACAUUUUUAUUCCAUUUGUGUUCGGCUUGCUCGUGAGGGUCAACAUUGUUCACAUCCUUAAAAUUGCUCACAUAUCUGUCCUUCGCCGUGGUAACAAGUUUGUCUCUGUAUCGAACUGGCAAGUUUUCCCUACAUUUUUCCAUCUUUGACACUCGUAGUUGAAUUGUAUUUGCAGUUAAGUUUAAAUGUCCCGUGAUGCAGACGUGCUUCCGAAAUGGCUGCGUUGUCGCAAAUCUCGCACGAUCCCGUGCUGCUGUGACGUAAACGCUCGAGCCUAAUUGAUUUUGGUCGCGGGAAUGAGGCCAAAUUUCAUUUUACGUUCGGCGUGGUACUACACCUUUAUUUUGAAAAUGGAUUUUAUUUUGCAAAAAGCUCGCCGGAAGUCAGUGCCCUUUUCUCCUGGUGGUGAGUGAUGCUGGGCUCUCGAGGCUAAGGAUGCAGCUGCCAGCAGAGGGGCGGAUGGAGGAAAAUGGAGAGGUGACCGGAGAGAGGUGAAAAAGAUGAACGACUCGGAAAGGGUCACGGGUGCUGAUGCCAAUGCGUCAAACCGCCGGCCAAACUCCUUUUUGGACGCUGCGUUCGGUCGUCUGACGCAACGAUACCUCAGGCCUUCGAUUGUUGAUGCCCCGAAUAUCUCCUUAACACUGAGAGUUGCCUAAAGAUGCUGUCCACAAUUUGAUGCAAAUUUCAACAGUGUGAAGAAAUAAUUUCUCUGUCACCAUUUUAUUCUUACGUAAAUACGUCAUGGCAAAGCACAGCGAACUGUGACAUGGAUUUAGCCGUCAUUUUAGCACGAUCGCAACCUCCGCGCGCUCCAGUGUCACCGUAAAUACAGUGGGAGCUCAUUUUGAACGGCAACAACCAUAAUCUUAAAGUCGCAACGAUGCUGUGUUUCAACAUGGAGUCGUUCAGAGUGCGACCUCGCUUGUUAUCAGCGUUUCUGGCCUGGACAGUACUGUGUCAGCUCGGCGACGGUCAGUUGGCUCCGGACGCCUCGGGCCUGCCCGGAGCUAUUCGCCUUCCUCUUAGCCAAGGAGCUCGCAUCGAAUCACCGCCGACGCCGCUUGAGCGCAGUCACGGGGGGAGGCUGAGUCGUCGCUGGCGGAGAGCAGUGACAGCCAGCGGUAUCAGCUUUGUGGACAUGGUCGAUAACCUGCGUGGAAAGUCCGGGCAGGGCUACUACGUGGAGAUGGCGGUGGGCUCUCCUCCGCAAAAACUGAACAUCCUGGUGGACACAGGAAGCAGCAACUUUGCCGUUGGAGCAGCUUCUCAUCCAUUCUUGGGCAGAUACUACCACCGUUCACUCUCGACUUCUUACCAUGACCUUGGGAGGAGCGUGUAUGUUCCAUAUACCCAGGGUCGAUGGGAAGGCGAGUUGGGUACAGAUGUAGUCUCUGUUCCUCAUGGUCCUAAUGCCACCCUCCGAGCCAACAUCGCCGCAAUCACCCAAUCUGAUCGCUUUUUCAUCAACGGAUCCAACUGGGAAGGAAUCCUUGGACUGGCCUAUGCUGACAUAGCACGGCCUGAUGAGAAAUUGGAGCCUUUUUUUGACUCCCUGGUUCGCCAGACGCCUGUUCCCAAUCUCUUCUCUCUUCAGCUUUGUGGGGCUGGCUUUACCCAAAAGGACUCACUGGGCAGUUCUUUGGUUGGCGGAAGCAUGAUCAUUGGAGGCAUAGACACAUCCCUCUAUGUGGGGAAGCUUUGGUAUACUCCGAUCCGUAGGGAGUGGUACUAUGAGGUCAUUAUUGUGCGUAUUGAGGUGAAUGGACAGGACCUGAACAUGGACUGUAAGGAGUACAACUAUGAUAAGAGCAUUGUGGACAGUGGCACCACCAACCUUCGACUGCCCAGAAAAGUUUUCCAGGCUGCUGUCAAGGCUAUUGAAGCAGCUUCUUCAACAGAACAGUUUCCACCUGAGUUCUGGGUAGGCGAACAACUGGUGUGUUGGCAGGCGGGUACUACACCUUGGCAUAUCUUCCCAGUCAUCUCCCUCUACCUAAUGAGUGAAAACCGUAACCAGUCCUUUAGAAUCUCCAUCCUGCCCCAGCAAUACCUGCGGCCAGUUGAGGAUGUAGCUUCUGCUCAGGAAGACUGCUAUAAGUUUGCAGUGUCCCCAUCUAGUACUGGUACAGUGAUGGGGGCAGUCAUCAUGGAAGGCUUCUACGUGGUUUUUGAUCGAGAGAAGAGCCGAAUUGGUUUUGCUGUGAGCACAUGCCACGUCCAUGACAAUCUUCGCACAGCUUCUGUGGAAGGGCCAUUCUACGGUAUCGACCUGGAGGACUGUGGCUACAACAUCCCCCAGACAGACGAGUCCACUCUUAUGACUAUUGCAUACAUAAUGGCGGGUAUCUGUGCUCUAUUCAUGCUGCCACUGUGUCUCAUGGUGUGCCAGUGGCGCUUUGCUCGCUGCCUUCACCCGCAGGGGGACUUCUCUGAUGACAUAUCACUUCUUAAGUGACUUGGUGAACUGGAGGCCAAAGGGAACCAUGGCGCCCUCGACCUGAAACAAAUUGAAAAAAAAAAAAAAGACAUUUUUACAAUGAUACAAAGGGAAAAUAUUUUUCAGCAAUAUAAACUGGAAAAUAGAAGCGGAUGUGAAGUGAAUAUACUAUUACACACUUGGACUCUUCAUUUGGUACCUGGAUUCCUCCAUUUUUAUGGCACUUUGGUCAUGCUGGAUGUUAUUGCAAUGCUAAGAGAAGCUGCUGUGCUGUUGCUGAAACCUGGGGGCCAUUUGUGUGGCAAAGCAAAAAGGUUAAAGAGGCAUUUGUGGGGGUAAAACUGAACCGUUUAGAUAUGUGUCUUAGCUUAAGGUACAGAUGGCAAAAAUGGUGGCAAAACAUUAUAUUACAUUCAUCUCAGACUUUUUACUUGUUCUAAUGUGGUGCAGAACAAAUGUAACGGUUCCAGUUUCAUAUGGGCUGGUAUGCAAAUCAGCUUAACGUAAAUGAACAAGGGCCAAAAAAUAUCCCAGAAAUGGAAAUGGAUGGCUUUCUUUACCAAUUAUCCAUAAUUUGAAUUUGUAACUAUCAGAUGUAUUUGCUGGGGAACCAAAAAAAAAUAUAUGUAACAGCUUCACACACUGAAUUGACGUGGAUGUUUACACAGUUUCUGAAGCCAUAAUUAAGAUCGUGGGCAACAGCAUGAUUAACUAAAUGUGGUUUUGGUGUGUGUAUUUUUUUAUAGAUCUACUGUAAGUUGCUAAUGACGAAAAGGAAUGAAAUUUGAGCAUGUCAGCGUGUAUGCGGUCACGUAUAGUCAUAAAAAGCAGACAGAUUAUAGCAAAUUAAAGUACUAACACUAUAAUAUCAUCUAUUAGAAUGACACUAUUUCGCAAUCUCCACCAAAGAAUUGUUACCAUUUAAGGGAAAUUAUGUAUUCUUAAAAGGUCUGAUAGUAUAUCAGUCUAUAAUCAUUUUUGCUUGAAACUACUGAACAUCAUGUCAGUAUCUGAUGUCACUUAUUGUACUGUAAUCGCAAGUGUCUCUUGUACAGAGGAUUGUUUUACAAUUCUUCAGUUUGUGCUGAAAUACAUAUUGUUAUUGUUGCAAAGAAACACUGCAUCAUUGCACAUCAUAAAUGCUGUAUGUUAAAUGUUACCUAUGUAAAACACAUAGGGCUUUAUUCACGAUCACACAGGAAAAGAAUGACUUAAAAGGCCCUGAAACCAGCUCCGGAUACUGUUGUUCUGAAGAAGUCCUAAUGUACACAAGGUGUUUUUUGGCACGGCAAGAAAUGUGUGCAGUCACAGCAUAUGCAAAGCUCAGACAUGCAAAUAUUUGAAAUAAAUAAGAAUUGGAAACUAUCAUAUUUAAAGGUAAUGUCUUGUGGCAUCGUCCUUACCUAAAUGACAUGACAAUGUUUGAAAUAAUUAUUUGAAGCGAUUAUAUUUUAGAUUAAAGUCUUUGUGACACCAUCCUUACCCAAAUUCACGUGAUCUCUAAGUGUAUAUGUCGCCUAGCUGUGUAUAACUUGUAAGGACAUUUGGUGUUCCAAUCUGACCCCUAAAAUAUUUAUAUGUAUUUCUAUACACACAUUUUGACGUUUUAUAUAAAAAAGUAUAAAGGAUAUAAACCCCACCUUUUUUUUUUU